Messenger RNA from Penicillium subrubescens, 762 nucleotides. RefSeq lists its product as uncharacterized. The coding region runs from base 1 to 762 and encodes 253 amino acids. Gene Ontology annotation, molecular function: protein binding. The transcript has a single exon. The record is from RefSeq and is a predicted model, not a curated record. Lineage: Eukaryota; Fungi; Ascomycota; Eurotiomycetes; Eurotiales; Aspergillaceae.
AUGUCUCCUCCCGAGACAUCUCGAGGCAGAGCUAAACUGCCUCAGGAACAUAGCAACUUCGCGGCAGGACUACAUGAUUUACCAGAGUUGAAAGUUCCUGACGCGAUCAAUGAUGAUAUUCUUCGUGCCAUGAUGCUUGCUUCAGAAGGGGUCACGGUCUCGUCGGAACCUAAAAUUCGGGAUGCGGAAUGUCUCCUCCAGAGUAUCAUAGGGAACAUAGAGAAACUGAAAGACGAGGAAGGUGAACCAGAGGAAGGCGACGACACUUGGACUCUUAAAGCGUACAGUGAGAUCGCUGCCGUCUAUGGUAUUCUUGGAAUGACGCAACAAGAAAAGGAGAUGUCUAAGAAUCUUUUGGUCAAUAUGGAAGCAAGACGAGGACCAAAUGACCCGGAGACUCUUUUCAUUGUCCAGAGAGAUGCUCUUCGAUACUGGGAUUGGGGCAGCCUGGAAGAUGCUGUAUUGCUUUUCGAACGUGCUCAAGAGGGCCAAUCAAAAACCUUUGGAGAAGACACUAUCCAUGUCAUCAAAAACACGCUGUGUCUUGCUGCUACUGCUAUGACACUUUCAUUUAAAUAUGCUGGUGAAGGCAAGGAGGAUUUGAGGGCUGAAAAGUAUCGGCAGAGCACUAAAGCCUCGGAACGGGUGGAGGCUUGGGAAGCAAAGAUGCUUAGCGGUGAUCUUGUUCGAGUUCCCGAUGUCUACUUGCUGAUAAAAGCCACUCGACAGAUGAUAUUGCGCAAGCUUCAAAAGAGAUCUUAG